Molecule: messenger RNA, 408 nt
Organism: Sclerotinia borealis F-4128
Lineage: Eukaryota; Fungi; Ascomycota; Leotiomycetes; Helotiales; Sclerotiniaceae
Source: the annotation of a GenBank genome assembly
AUGGAAGGACUCACCCCCUCAGAGCAAAGAGAAUUCCAAAGCCGCAUGGAAAGAAAGCAAAUGAAAGAAUUCAUGGGCGUUUCGACUCUUGUGCGAAUCAUAAUGGUAUCUUGGGACCUACCUUAUAUGAUCAUAGUCGCCGUUGCAUACAAGGAAUUCGCGAGUCCGAUGAUUAAAGCAUUCCCAGAUUGGCAACAAGCAAAAUGCUUGAAUAUGUUCUCCAACCUCGUUACCCACUGCUUCGAUGCCUGUGUCGACGAUUUCACCACCAAAUCCCUCAUUGCUCGUGAGACCGGUUGCGUCACUCGAUGUGUGCAGAAGUUUAUGGCGGGAAGUGAGAGAAUUGGUCAGAGAUUUCAGGAACAACAGGCACAGAUGAUGAGUCAACCUCCUCCUGGGUCGAGGUAA